Molecule: messenger RNA, 1401 nt
Organism: Emericellopsis atlantica
Lineage: Eukaryota; Fungi; Ascomycota; Sordariomycetes; Hypocreales; Bionectriaceae
Exons: 6
Coding region: 1-1401 (466 amino acids)
Biological process (GO): lactate catabolic process
Cellular component (GO): mitochondrion
Molecular function (GO): D-lactate dehydrogenase (NAD+) activity; D-lactate dehydrogenase (cytochrome) activity; FAD binding
Source: RefSeq, a predicted model, not a curated record
AUGGUAAAGGCCAUUGAUGAGAUCCGCAACGAGCUAGGCGGCUCGGACGAUGCUGUCUCCACGGACGACGAGGAUCUCAAGGCUCAUGGCUUCUCCGAGUGGUCAUCUGUCAACGUCGAUGUGCUGCCUGUGGCUGUGGCCUACCCGCGGUCAACCGACCAAGUGAGCACAAUCGCCCGCAUCUGCCACAAGUACAAGGUCCCCGUCAUUCCGUACAGCGGUGGCAGCAGUCUGGAGGGGCAUACCGCGGCUCCGUUUGGUGGUGUAAGCGUUGACUUUGCUUUCAUGGACCGAGUACUCGAGGUUCGGGAGGCAGACAUGGACGUGACAGUGCAGCCCGGUAUAACAUGGUCAGAUUUGAACCUCGAGCUUGAGAAGAGAGGAACCGGCUAUUUCUUUCCAAUCGACCCAGCGCCGUCCGCCAAGAUCGGAGGCAUGGUUGCCACAAACUGCUCCGGAACCAACGCAGUUCGGUACGGGACAAUGAGAGACUGGGUCAUCAACAUGACCGUUGUCCUGGCCGAUGGGAGCAUCAUCAAAACCAGACGCCGGCCUCGAAAAUGCUCUGCUGGCUAUAACCUGAACGGCCUACUGGUCGGCUCCGAAGGAACACUGGGCAUCGUCACCGAGGCAACGCUCAAGCUCGCUGCCAUUCCUGAGCACUUCUCUGUCGCGGUCGUCCCAUUCCCAUCGCUCAAGGGGGCCGUUUCAGCUGCCGCGGCCGUCAUCCGCAAAGGCGUCCCGGUCGCUGCCCUCGAGCUCAUGGAUGAGGAACAGAUGAGGAUCGUGAACGAAGGUGGCGCCACAAGGCCCCGGGUGUGGAAGGAGACGUCGACCCUAUUCUUUAAGUUCUCCGGGACCGAGGGCACGGUGCUCGAUAAUAUUGAAACAGUCAAAGCUCUUGUCAAGCCAUUCGGACCAGAUGCGUUUGAGUUUGCCAGAGACAAGAAGGAGCAAGAGUCCCUUUGGUCCGCGCGCAAGGAGUCUCUGUACUCUUUGCUUGCUUUGCGCAAGGAGGGACAGAUCCUGUGGAACACAGACGUCGCCGUGCCCUUGGGGGCGCUGGCACGCGUUAUUGAGGAGAGCAAGAGCGAGGCCAAGAGUCUUGGACUGAGUGUUUGCGUCAAGGGUCAUGUUGGCGACGGCAAUUUCCACGAAAACAUCACCUACAGUCCGAGGGACCCAAUCGAGGCGGCCAACACCGAGAAAGCGGUGAAGAACAUGGUGAAGAGGGCUCUCGAGGCAGAGGGUACCUGUACAGGAGAGCACGGCAUCGGGUACGGGAAGAAGAAAGCGCUUUCCGCCGAAGUUGGCGAUGGCACCUUGCUUGUCAUGAAAAUGCUCAAGAAGACCCUUGACCCGCAUUGGAUAUUAAACCCCGGAAAGAUCUUUGACCCUUGA